This is a messenger RNA of Fusarium pseudograminearum CS3096, 1893 nucleotides long. RefSeq lists its product as uncharacterized. Lineage: Eukaryota; Fungi; Ascomycota; Sordariomycetes; Hypocreales; Nectriaceae. The transcript is spliced from 4 exons. The record is from RefSeq and is a predicted model, not a curated record. Gene Ontology annotation, molecular function: ATP binding; protein kinase activity. Bases 1 to 1893 code for a protein of 630 amino acids. Gene Ontology annotation, biological process: protein phosphorylation.
AUGGACACCUUUGGUGGUGUUGGAACAGCGACAUCGCUUCUCGUGCAAGCAUUUCAUCUAUUCCGACACGUGUCGUCCGCACGUAGUUUCGCAGACAGCGCAGGAACACUCGCUGCAUUAAUCGCAAUAGAAUACUUCCGUUUCGAAACAUGGCUUCAGCAGAGUGGUUUGCUGGUCGCCGAUUCGGUCACUGGUGAAUUUGUUGUCAGCGAAAGCUCGUUGCGCAGGGCUAUUCUUCUUGCUUCGGACGCUCGAUCGCUGACGAUGGACUACGGUCGUGUUGAGCGACAUGUGCUGUUGGUUAUAAGUCAAGCACAUCAAUGUCUGUUGAUGCUCCAAGAGCUACGUGACAAGUACUCUCUUCACAACGAUGCCAGUUGUGUCGUUAGCACUGUAAGCCCCAACUCUGCCGCGAUGAAAACCAGCAGUGAGAUACCUACCGCAGCACCACUAUUCCAGAACAACCAAGUCGCUGCGGGUUUAAAACGAAACACAAAACUCCACCAACACCGCGCAAAGACUGUUAGCUUUUUCCGUAAGGUUAACUUCACUUGGUCGUUCAAAGAUGAUAUUAGCGACCGCACCAAGGUUAUGGAACAUGUUCAAACUCUCAAGUCCUGCAACGACGCACUCUUAGAAUGUCUGCCAAUCACACAGCAAAACACAGCGGAAAGACUUGUGAACAUGAAAGCGCUCGCCCUGUCAGAAUUACCCUCGGAUCUGAAGGGACUUGGGAAUGCUGCCUCGACAUUCAAUGAUCCGAUGCACCGUCAGAUCUACCAGGCAAUGCUGAUCAAAGCUCGAAGAGUUGAGGAAAGCACGCAAACAGUAUCACGUCAAGAGCUUGAACAAAUUGAACUGGAUCGUGCAGGCCUAUCCUUUCAAGAGGAACAGCUGAUCGAUUCUAGAAUUGUGUCUCAAUACACUGUCGCUAACUCUCUAACGACAGAAAAGCUCAAUAUUAUCUUGGAGAGUGUGUCGUUCCCAUCCUCCCUCACUGAAGAUGACCUUGGCCUCUUAAAGGAUCGCAUUGCACUCCUCUGUAUACUCCUCCGUAAUGCUGGUCAUCCUUACUUCCCUGUACUCCCGGUUGGCAUCGGCUUCUUUCAGCAAUCCAGGACCUCGUUCGCAUUGGCCUACCAGCUUCCUUCAUUUGCUGAUCAACAGGAGCUUACUUGUUCGCUCUAUUCUCUGCUUCCACGUAACAAAUAUUCGAUCCAAACUGAAAAGUCAGGGAGACCAAAUAGAUUUAUACCGUCACUCGAGCAGCGUUACAAGUUGGCUUCCGCCCUAGCCGAUGGCGUGCUCUCGUUGCUCAGUGUAAACUUGAUGCAUAAAACCAUCACAAGUCGGAAUAUCGUUGUAUAUCGUACUUCAGACACAUUGAAGCUCGACUCUCCCCAGUUGUUGGGGUUUGGUUUCGCACGCCGUGAGCGACCGGAUGAGCGCAGCGUUGAUGUGCGCGACGAGAUACCAUGUCCGUGGCGCUUCUGGCAACAUCCGGAAUUACGUUCUGCUGGGGAAGAGCAUCGCCGCUUCGAACGUCGCUUCGAUAUCUUCUCCCUGGGUGUCGUUCUAUUCGAGAUUGGUAUGUGGCAGGACGCUCACUACUACAGCUCGUCUGCGUCCGACUCAGCAGUGGCCAAUGCCGACGAAUUUCGUCGUAGAUUGGUUAAGGUAUGUGCACAAGAGAUGGCUCAUCGCAUGGGUGAAGGCUACAAAUCGGCUGUCAUGACGUGUCUAGACGGGGACGAGGUAUGGUGUGAAGAAGCAUGGAAUGAUGCCAGGAUGGACGAAAAUACAGAGGAAAACGACACCUUGAACCGGGGCCCAGACGUGACUGAACUGUUUUAUUUGCAUGUUUCGAGCGUUCUGAGUAGUUGCUGCAAAUAG